Molecule: messenger RNA, 171 nt
Organism: Penicillium oxalicum
Lineage: Eukaryota; Fungi; Ascomycota; Eurotiomycetes; Eurotiales; Aspergillaceae
Exons: 3
Coding region: 1-171 (56 amino acids)
Source: RefSeq, a predicted model, not a curated record
AUGAUUCGCAAAACGGUCACUUGGAUAUGUUUGACGCUUCUGAUGAUCAUGUGCUCCGGGCUCGUUAUCCGGCGGGCGCGUCACUCCGAAGGUCCAGUAGAGGAACACCUCCCCGACGAUGUUGAAAGCUUGGGUGACAUGAGACCGACUCCGUUUAAGAUCCAUGGUUAG